This is a messenger RNA of Prorocentrum cordatum, 5280 nucleotides long. NCBI's taxonomy places the organism in Eukaryota, Dinophyceae, Prorocentrales, Prorocentraceae. The record is from the annotation of a GenBank genome assembly.
AUGCCGGUGGAGCGCAACAGGAACCGGGACCGGGAGCGGAGCCGUAGUCGUGAUCGGGACCGGGACCGCGACCGGGAUCGCGACCGGGACCGCGACCGGGACCGGGACCGGGACCGGGACCGUGGCCGCCGGGACCGUCGGCGCCGCUGCAGCUCAAGGUCUUCUGAGCAGCCGGCCCCUGAGCAGACGUGUAGCCCGACAGAAGUGGCUGACUCGCCAGAGCGUGGCUUGUCGGCUGAGCUGAGUGCCAUGCUGCCGUCUCAGCCAGUUACCCCGCGCCCGAUUGAGGCCCCCCCCGGGGACUUCAGCGCUUUCCCCGGGGCGGCGCCGAAGGCUCGUGCAGUGCUCUCCCCGGCGCCCCCGGCGCGCGGCUUGGCGGUCUCUCCGCCGGAGGGGUGGGUCGGCGCGGCGCCUUUGUCGCCGCUGCCACCGCCCCCGCCGCCGCCGCCGCCGCCUGUCGCAGCGAAUUCACCGGUGAGGCGGCAGCCCGCCCCCGAGGCGAAGUCCCCGGGCCCUCCGGACUUGUCGCCGCCGCCGCUGCCGGCGGGAUGGGAGUCUCGCCGUGCGCCGUCUGGGGCUUUGUUCUUCCAGAACAGGCGUACAGGGGAAAGCCGGUGGGACCACCCGGGCACGGGCCCUGCUCUCCCAGUUCCGGCCCCUGCCCGCGCCACCGCAGACGCAUCUGCUGCUCCGGAGGGGGCGCCGCCGGGGGGCGCGGCGACCCCGCCGAUGGCAGCGUGGGCGAGGGCCGCGUUGCAGCUCACAGCGCCUGUGGUGGUGGCACCCGUGGCGGCUUCACCUGAAGCGAUCCGUUCGCUGCGCCUGGAGCUGGAGGCCCUUCAGGCAGCGCGUCCGGAUUGGGAGGAGUUUCGCGACCCCACCGGGGGCCAGAUUUUGUGGUUCCAGAGGUCUACCCAGCAGGUGGUGAUGCACCGGCCACCUGAAGUUGCAGCGUGGAUCUCCCGCACCGCCGCCUUGAAUGAGGAGAUCAGCGAGCUAUCGCGGUCCCGCGACCGCUCGCCUGCCGGGGUCCCGGCCGGCCCCGCUUCGCAGGCUCCCCCCCUGCAGGACGCGGCGGCUGGUGGCGCUGUGCCAAAUGACGCCGCGCUUGCGACCCCCGCCCAGUCGCUCGCGCGUUUCACCAGGGCAUCUGAGCUAGAUGGGGCCGUGGGUGCCUGGCACAGCAGGCUCCACACUGCGGUGGGGGGGUCGACGGACGGUCGCGUUGCCAUGGAGGCGACGUUCCACACGCGGUGCUUGUCCCAGGGCGACCUGCAUGCAAUCGUCAGGGCGAUGGGCGUCCACAUCGAGGCUGCGGCUCCGAAGGGGCGCGGGGCACGGCCCGCCCUGGCCCCGCCUUUUGGCUUUGCCACGGGCGAUUUUCAUCAGCCCGCCGUCGAAGUCACUUGGAGGACGGGGCCGUUACUGAAGCUCACGAUACAGCUCGUGAACAAGCGGCAGGGGCGCAUUGUCGUCAAGGGCAAGAGGGCGGCUUUCGACGCCAAUUUGGAAGAGCUCUUAAUGUUUCUGGGGCCUGUCGCCGAGAUUAGGACGGCCGCGCAGUCCCAGGCCCCGCUUCGUGAGAAGGCCAUGCGGUGGUUAGGUGCGCCCCAGAGCCGCGCGGAGUUGGCGGCCGCCUCCAGGGACUUCCUAGCCCUGCUGCACCUGGCUCCGGCGUGGCCAGAUGGGGUGACUCGCCAUGCGGGCACCGAAGCUGGCCCCCUAUGGGCCUUCGCAGUGGAGCUGCAACAUUUUCUCGCGCGCGCGCUGCUCCCGUCGCUGAUGGCGCUUCCCGGGAUCUCUCGCAUUGUGGGGGGGCCCUACGUUGGGGGAGUUCCCCAGGCUGCUGCCGCAGAAGCGGCUGGGCGCGUCCUGGGGCCUGUCCCGCCCGCGCGCCCACUCUUCCGCAUUGCCACGCUGAACCCGGGCCGCACGGGUUUUCUGCACCUUGGUACGGACUUAAUUCUUGAGUGGCGCCUGGAGGCAGUCGCACACGCUCUUGUCGAGCAUGGCGUUGAUGUCUGUAUCCUGCCUGGCUCGCGGUUCCCGCCGGGCGCGUGGUUACCGCCAGGCUUUCCUUUUGUUUGGAUUGGCCCGACGUCCACGGAGUGGGACACCGUGGGCCUCUUCGUGAGGCCCGAGUUGGAGCAGGCUGUCAGAUUCGUUCCGGAGGCGUCGUCGGCGCGUGAGCAGUGGUUUGAAGUUUGGCCCUCCGCGUCGGCGCGCUCUCCGUGCCUCGUUCUCUGUGCCAUGUACCCUGUCCAUGGAGGAGACAGGGACACGUGGUCCUCUAUCGUUGCCCAUGCCGCGGAGUUUCAGGCCAAGUACCCGCUUGCCCGGCUUUUAAUUGGGGGUGACGGGAACGUGCACCUCACAUACGUCGUCUCGCAUGCGGUGACCUGCCGCUGCCUGCACUGCUCCCAACGCGGCCCUGACAGAGAUAUCCAGGCACUGCUGGACAGGGCUAACCUCAGGGCGUUCAACCCCCCCAAGCCGACCCACUCCUCCGGCACGUGCAUUGACAUUUUUAUAGGUUUGCGCGGCGACCCCCUACCUGUCCAGGUGGUGGAAGAUUUCAUAGCCCUUUCGGAUCACAAGCUCGUCCUACUGGAUGCGCCCUGUCUGGUCGAGCCGCACUUGGCCGCUGGCUUUGGUCGAGUAGCGUGGACCUCAGGUGCUGAAUGGGAGGCCAGCCUCAGUGAGGUUGCGCCAACUUUGGCCGCGCUCGCCCACGCGGUUGAGCUUCUCCUGGAGUCCCAGUGGUUGCGCCCGGCCUGGCACGGAGGCUCGGCCACGAGGCUCCAUCGCCGCGCAGUCCUAAAUGUGGCUGCAUGGUGCCGCGAUGCAGUGUACACUAUUGUUGGCCAUGGCUCAGGCGCCGCGGAGCGCUUCUUGUCUGGAUUUUUCAAGGACGCGGACAGAUUUGAUAUCCAGCUCGUCAGCCCAGUGACAGGGCGCACCCAGUCCACGAGCGAGAUGCUCGAUGCAAUUCAGGCGGACCUGUUGGGGCGCGCUCAGAACGAUUUCCCCCAAUGCCCUGUGGAGAGGGACCGCAUGUCUCGCGUGGUCUCAGGGAUCCGGCGCGCAGGAGCCGCGUCCGGGCCCGAGCGCGCGCAGCCACUGUACAGCGAGACCGAAGUCGAAGAGGCCAUUGCCUUGUUGAAGCUUGACCUGCCGGUUCAGGAGUUUAAGUCGAGUGUUGCGGGCAUCUUAGAGCAGGCGGCCCCCCUUGCGGCGUCUGCUGAAGAGCGGCUCCGUGGCGUCUUCCAACGCCUCCCGGUGGAGGCGGACCGAGUGGCGCUUGCCGAGGCUACAGGGUCUUUCCAUUUGCCUCCGGUUCAAUUUGUCGACGAUAUCACCACGCCGUGCCCGUCUGAGGGCGCCGUGCGGGCAGUGAUCUCCGAUGAGAGCACCUCGGCAUGUAGUCGCUAUGCGUUCCGCAUGAAGUCCUCGUUCACGUAUGAGCGUGACAAGACAUGCGUUUUGCCCUUGCUUGGUGCCCCGAUCCCAGGCCGACCAGGUUGCCCAGUCGUAUCUCAGAAACACCUCCUCGGUGUUCUUGUCGAUUCAGGGCUGACUUUUGGCCCGCUGCUGAACGAGCUCUGUGCUAUCGGCGACUCCUGUUUCAAGAAGUUGCUUUUCGCGGCGGAGAGCGGAGGUUUUUCUGUGCCGGUGGCGGCCGCGCAGGUGCCGCCUCGUGUUGAGGCAGCUGUUCUUUUUGCGUGUCCGCUCCUUGCAGGAGUCCCUGGCGCCGAGGCUCGUUUCAACAAGCUUCAGGUGGGGUGGGGCCGCCGACUGCUGGGAUGCCACGGCGGGCCGCCCAUCAAGCACGUCGUGGUGGUCGCGCAAUGCGGCUGGCGCAUGCGAAUGGGCACCCGGUUCAUCGAGCGUGCGCUCAUGGCUCGGGCUCGGCUAACCGUGCUCCCGCCCGACCAUCCUGGCGCAAUCAUGUACCGUGCUUCGCGCGCCCUCUGCGUCCCCACCUGGCUCUCGGACGCAGCGGCGCUGGCUUCCCGCCUGCCAGACCCGCCUCCUGACCUGGAUUCUCACCCUUUGUUUCCCCCGGAGGCCCUCCGCGCUGCCCAGCUCGACCCAGCCCGAAGGAAGGUCCUCCUGCGGGAGUAUCGGCGCUUUGCCUUGCGCCCGGCACUCCUCAGAUACGACCAGCAGGCCUUCGCAGCGGGGGCCUCGCGGGUUUUGCCGAGCCUCAAUCGGUCCUUUGCAGCGCUGUGCCCUGGUCCAGCACUCCCCGAUGAGGGCAUGCUGACCUGGGGCAGCGGCGGCGAAUCCAAGCAGGUCCACGGACUCUUCGUGUGCAAGGUGAGCGACAAAGAGCAGAUCACAUUGGAGGCCAUGGCUGAUGCCCACCGCGCCAGCGGGGGGCGCCUCAUCCAGAGCGCCGCUGCGCAGCACCAGCUGCUGGAGGACAGCCGACGCCAGGAGCUCGAGUCACAGCUGGUGGCCAUCGACCGCGUUCGUACGGUGCUCGAGGCCGAGGCCGGGCGGUCCGCGGCAGCGGCAGGCCACCUGCGCGAGCGGCUGGAGGCGUCGGAGUCCGCGGCCGCGGCGGUGCAGGCGCGCGCCGAGGUAUGCAUCACCAGAGCGGCCGAGGAGGCAGACGCCGCCGCCCUCCUCAGGCGGCAGGUGGAGGAGCUGCAGCACAGGCUCGCGGUUUCGGAGGCCAGUCGCGAGGCCGCCGCCGCGGCCCGCGCUGAGCGCGAGGAGCUCCAGGUGGAGCUCGCCUGCGCCGGGCGCGUGCAGGCGGCGCUGGAGGCGGACCUGCGGGCGGAGGCCACCGAGGCCCGCAGCUUCCGCCUGCAGCUCCAGUCCGAGGCCGGCGCCUCCGAGGCCGCCGUGCGCGCGGCGCACGACGUGGCGCUCGAGGUGAACAGACUGCGGGGGCGGAACUGGGAGCUGGAGGUGGACGCGGAUCGUGCCCUGAAGGUGCGGGACGGCAUGCAGCAGGACCUCGCGCGCGCCGAGGCGUCCGCGGCCUCGCUGCGCUCCCGGCUCUCAGUGGCGGAGGCCACGUCGCAGGCCGCGGGCGCGGAGUCCGAGCGGGCCCGCGAGCGCGGCAGGGAGCACACGGACCUGCUGCGCAGGUUCUCGGAGCUGCAGGUCGCGUUCACCGAGGGCGCCCAGCGCUGCGCCGCGCUGGAGAGAGGCCGAGACGAGGAGGCCGCGGCGGCCCGGCGCUACCUGCAGCAGCUGCGGCCGCGGGGCGAGCACGAGCUCGAGCCGGAGCCCUCCGGGCGGCCGGCGCCGCGGCGGGCGGCAGAG